Molecule: messenger RNA, 3294 nt
Organism: Oldenlandia corymbosa var. corymbosa
Lineage: Eukaryota; Viridiplantae; Streptophyta; Magnoliopsida; Gentianales; Rubiaceae
Source: the annotation of a GenBank genome assembly
AUGGACACGGAGAUGGAUAAAUUCACUCCAGUAGGUCAACCUGAAGAGCACCCAGCCACUAAGAAGUUUCGGAAUAGAGAGGAGAGUUUAGAGCAGUCUAAAAUCUUCUCCUUCAAAGAUGCGAUCGUUAAUGAUUCAUCCGGGUAUAAAAGGAAGAUUCCAACAAGAAUUCCAGUCAAGGUGAACGAUGAUGAAGUGAUUCAUAGUAUCAAAGACGGAAUUGGUGCUGUUAGAUUCCUUGACCCGGUUCAACAAAGAAUGAAGGAUGCUAUGGGUUAUUCUGUGGUAGUGAACCCUCUUGGACGGACAGUGGCCGACAGCGUUUUGAAGAACAAAUUGGCAGUGCUCUGGCAACCAAAAGGGGAGUUGGAAAUCAGAGACCAAGUUAAUGGUCACUACGUUAUCCGUUUAACAAGUGAGGAUGAUUACAACAACGCAAUUCUUAAUGGCCCAUGGACCUAUGGAAGAACGCCGCAAAUGUCUUUCACGGAGACAGUUCGUCUGAAAUUAUACUGGAAUACUACUUAUACAACUGAACCUGAUGGGACUAUCACGGUACAGCGGGAUGCGCCGGACGGUUAUCUUAUCAUUGAUCGUAUGUUAGAUUUCUCGGAACUUGUUGAUAAGGUAUGUAGUGUAAUGGAAGUUGAUAGAGAAGGGCUGUACAUUGAUUUUUCUUUGGAAUGGACGGAGAGGUCAGGAAAAAGGUCUCGUGUGCACAUUAAUGAUGAUAAUACUGUUCGAUUCAUUUAUCUUUGUGCUGAUAAAUGGCCAGAAUUGUACCCUGAAAAUGUUGAGAGAACAGGUCAUGUUUAUGCAAGUACAUCUGGCCAGGAUAUUGGUGCCAGCAUUAGUGGUGGUAGAACAGUUGAAGACAAUGAAGAUGGAGAUGAAGAUGGAGAUGAAGAUGAAGAUAAAGAUGAAAAUGCAGAUGAAGAUGAAGAUGAAGAUGGCGUGGGUGUCGAAAGCAGUGAUGAUGAGUACGUCCCAUCGGAUGAGGACUCAGAUGACGACACUGAUUUUGAGUCAUCUUCUUCAGUCCCAUAUGUUUUCGACGACAUAAGUGGAUGGGACAAGACUUUAGAGGAAGUAGAUUGUGAUGGGAUUAAAAUGUGGGAUGGCAAUCCGUUGACGCUAGGCCUUGAUAUACAUUUCGCCAACAAGCCUGAGGCACAAGCGGCAGUGGGAGAAUGGAACUUGGUACAUGGUCGGACUUUCCGGGUGAAAACGAGCUCUAAACGAACAUGGUAUGUCGAAUGCGAGACGUGUGGACCCAAAUAUCCGAAAGAGCGUCUUCACGGCUAUGAUUGUCUGUGGAAGGCGCGAGUUUCGCUACAGAAAGCCACCGAUACUUGGAAAAUGGUGGUAUGGUCCGAUUCCCACAACUGUCUUGGGGCAAACAAGAGAAACGAGUCCCGAAACGUCACGUCUUCUAUGAUUGCUAGACUGGUUGCCCAAAAUGUGCGAAAACAUCCAGAUUUUGCAGUUGCCCAAAUUCAAAUAGAAGUUUUGAAGAGGUACCAAGUUGAAUGUAGCUACAAGAAGGCAUGGCAUGGUAGAAGAAAAGCACUUGAGGCUCUGUAUGAGGCCCGGAAGAAAUCAUUGAGGCAAAAGGUCAACCGGUUUAGCAAGAGAAACCAGAAGUACGAAGUGGUUACAAUAGCACCUGAUAAUCAACCAUGGAAGGCUGAGGAGAAGCAAGUUGUGCUGUAUGCAAAUCGAGAGUGCACUUGCGGAAGGUGGCACACUUUCAGAUUUCCUUGUUCCCAUGCACUUCGAGUUGCCCGUGAGCUAGGUGACGAUCCCUUCCCACUUUUUGAUCCAUGUUACACUAUGCAUCAAUGGUACCAGCAGUUUUCUGGAGAAUUCAACCCAAUCAUGGAACCAUGGCCAAAGGCAACAUGGCAGAUCAGGCCAGAUGACACUAAACUUGUCCACCAUGCUGGCCGAGGUCGGAAGCGUGUGAAUCGGAAAAAAGGUGUGAUGGAUUAUACAAGACAAUUUGGCCUGCAAAGACUCCAAACUUGCAGUUUGUGUAAGCUACAAAGCCAUAAUGCCAGGGCUUGCCCAUAUGCGAGAGUUUGCGCACGAUGUGGAAGUUUAGAUCAUGAUGCUGUGGGAUGCUCUUUUUCUCAUCCACCUGCUGACAGGACCGCUAUUGAUAAACUGUAUGAUCCAUAUGGAAUUCGUGGUGUGCCUAAUAUCAAUUCUGAUGAUGAUGAUGAUGCCAUGUCCAAGUCAUCUCUGGCCGCUUCUGCCAAGGCUAUUACCGGCUAUGUGAUUCUUCUUCAGGUUACUGUGAAGUAUGUUACGGAUCCGACGGACUCUGAAAAUGCGAGGGGUUUUCACGGCUCUGCAGAGACCUUGCGCCUCAUGGCCACAUUCAUGGAGGACGUUCGCAGUCUGAGUAUUAUAGGCCAGCGUACUUUCGACGCGGACUCCUUUGGUUAUGAUCGCUUAGGCGAGAUUGCCCAGGUUGCUGAGCGGGCAUGGUCCGUCAAUGCAACAAAUGUUGUACGUCACGAUCUCGAUAGGCAUGUUGAGGUUAAUGACAUUUUGAGUCAAGAACUUGCACCUGUAGACCCGGCCCAGCAACAUCCACCAUCUAGACCUCCGAGGCAUUCGCGCAGGUCUCAGCGUGGGCGUGGGGGGCAAGAGACAAUCAUAUCAUCUCAGCCACAUCAGUCCUCCCAGCAUGAGCAGUCUCAUAUUCCUUUCACUAGCGGUUCAUCCCAUCAGUCUCCACAUCAGUCUCCACUCCAUUCUCGACAGCAUUCAGCCCAUCAGUCUCCACAUCAUUCAUCCCAUCAGUCUCCACAUCAUUCUUCGCCGACCCAACAGGCGUUUUACCGUCCGAUUAUGUCUCCCCAGCACCAGCAGUCCAAUUUUGCCUUCACUCAGUUUUCCUCCCCUCAGACUUCUCAGCGUCAGUUUGGAGAUUCUUUUAUUGACUUUUCUGGGUUUCAGCAGAGUUCGCUAGAUGGCCAGUCGAUACAUUACACGAGUAACUUUCUUUCGAGUAUGUUCGAGGGUGUUGCGGGUCAGCAUCAGGCUGAUGACCCAGCUGAGGGUGAGCGUGAGAGUCAGGGUGAAGAUGAGGCUGAGGAUGAGGCUGAGGAUGCAGACCAGGAUGAUCAGUUUGAGGGUCAGGGUUAUCAGCGCCAUGAGGAGCAGGGAUCGAGUCAGACUCUAGGGACUCCACCGUUGGCUGUGAGUAAAGGCCAGAGAGUGACGAAGGAGCCCGAUAGAUUGACUUAUAGCCUUUUUCGGGCUAAAAAGCCCAAGAAGAAGUAG